CCAGCAAAACAUCGAUAUACUUGGACGAAACAUCGAUGUUUUGAAAUUAUCGAUGCAUUGUUUGCAUUCCUAGUAUAAACAAAUUGUAAAUGUCGCUUUUAACUACGCAAAAUUUAGAAAUAUUUGUUACUGACUUUCUUAAAGAGGAUCUGAAGCAAAUAGAGCUUCACAUAAAUAAAUACAAUGAGCAGAUUAUGGAGUAUGUUCAGCUAAGAAAUACGCUACAAACAUUACACGAAAAUUCAUAUGGUUCCUUUAAGACACAAAUGAAUAUUGGGGGCAAUAUAUUUAUGGAAGCUAAAGUAAAUAACCCAGAUGACUUAGUAUUGGUCGAUGUGGGUAAAGGUUAUUUUGUCCAAUUCACGCUCGCGGAGGCAUUAAAAUUUUCUAAUUUCAAGGUGAAAAUUCUAACUAAAGAAUGUGAUGUACUACGCGAAGAGAGCGUAAAAAAACGGUCCGAUAUCAAAUUGGCGCUUAUGUGUAUAGCUGACCAAGAAAAUUUGUACGCAGAACAAAAAUGAUCAAUUCAGAUGCAUAUACAUAUAUAUACGUAUGGAAAUGAAAGCUAUCUUAUAUAUAAUGGAAUAUUUAUAUGUAACUAUGUAAAUAUGUAUAAUGUUAAAAUACAAGAGCAUCAGUCUCUUAUUCCUAAAAAAUAACA
Molecule: messenger RNA, 661 nt
Organism: Rhagoletis pomonella (apple maggot)
Lineage: Eukaryota; Metazoa; Arthropoda; Insecta; Diptera; Tephritidae
Product: protein UXT-like
Exons: 2
Coding region: 90-521 (143 amino acids)
Biological process (GO): negative regulation of transcription by RNA polymerase II
Molecular function (GO): transcription corepressor activity
Source: RefSeq, a predicted model, not a curated record